Chaetura pelagica (chimney swift) is the source of this 1833-nucleotide messenger RNA. RefSeq names its product ring finger protein 168, E3 ubiquitin protein ligase (gene RNF168). Gene Ontology annotation, cellular component: site of double-strand break; nucleus. Gene Ontology annotation, molecular function: nucleosome binding; ubiquitin-protein transferase activity; metal ion binding. The record is from RefSeq and is a predicted model, not a curated record. The transcript has 6 exons. Bases 1 to 1833 code for a protein of 610 amino acids. Gene Ontology annotation, biological process: double-strand break repair; protein ubiquitination. NCBI's taxonomy places the organism in Eukaryota, Metazoa, Chordata, Aves, Apodiformes, Apodidae.
AUGUCGAAGAGAUCGGAGGCUCCCCUUUCCCUGUCUGACUGCCUGUGCCAGAUUUGCAUGGAGAUUUUUGUGGAGCCUGUGACCCUGCCAUGCAACCAUACCCUCUGCAAUUCCUGUUUCCAGCUGACUGUUGAAAAGGCCAGUCUUUGCUGCCCUUUUUGUCGCCGCCGGGUCUCUUCCUGGGCGCGCUACAACGCCCGCAGAAAUACUCUCAUCAACUGGGAGCUCUGGGAAAAGAUUCAGAAGAAUUACCCAGAGGAGUGCGAACGUAGGAUUAAUGGGCAGGAUCUGGAAGAGGAAAUCUGUGUCCCCCAUCCUCAACACCAGCUGAGCAAGCCUGGGGAACUGAGGCAGGAGUAUGAAGCAGAGAUUAGCAAGGUGGAGGCAGAAAGACGAGCACAUGAGCAAGAGGAGAACAAGGCCAGUGAGGAAUACAUUCAGAAGCUCCUAGCAGAGGAAGAGGAGGAACAACACAGGCUGGCAGAGGAGAGACGGCGGGAGAUGGAGGAACAACUGAAGCAGGAUGAAGAGCUGGCCUGGCAGUUGAAUAACAGCCUGAAUGACAGUUCCCAAGGACACGUGCUCAGGAGUCCAUCCCCAGCAAGCAGGCUCUCAUCUGAAGCAUCCCCAGCUAAUUCGUGCAAGAUGAAGAAUAAACCAAACAACCCAGGAGACAUUCAGAAGUAUCUGUCUCCAAAGCUUCAUCAUACAUUGGGAUCAGCAUCAUUUUCUAGAACAACAGAAAGAGGCAGGAGGGACUCAGGCUUUGUGGAGACCAGUAGCAACGAAGGCAACAGUUCUGCGUGGCAAGAUGAGCAAGAGGAGAUGCCAACACUGUCUCCACAGCAGACUGGUGUGAUUAAAGAUUCCAGUGCUAAGGAUUCAUUUUUGGAAUCGUGCAUGAACUAUUUCAGUGCUUCAGCUUCAGAGGAAACUGUUGCUGUCAAGCAGGAAAACACAUCAGGACCAGAUGGUCUAGGAGAUGAAGUUCUAGAUGUACUUCAUGGAAUUUCAAAAAGGUCUAGAACAGUUCUUCAUAGAUCCAAAGGAGAAGAUGAUGGAACUGACACAGACAGUGCCAGUUCAACAGGUAUAGAAAGCAUAAAGCUUGAAAACUCUGCUGAAACUUGUACCCAUGUUCAGUCAGCAACAAAUGCUGUGGUGUCUGACAGGGAAAGUGUAGUGUGUGAUCUCAGGAGGGUGGCAGGGCACUUAGAUGGAGAGACACCAGAAGGACCCCAGAACUCUAAGGACACUCCAAAAAGAAAGUUGCUGGAGCCACCAGCUGAAGCAGUGGUUGACUUGUGCGUCCUUGAUAAGAGGAGAAGAACUUUUCCAGAAAGUUUAGAGGACCAAGGGGAGCAGCUAAAUGAUUUUGACUUGCAAAUGCACAAAGCCCUUGAGCAGGAGUUCUACAAGAGGCGUAUGCAAGAGGAGCAGGACAGGUGUCUGGCUCUGCAGCUGCAAAAACAGAUCAACAAGGAGGAGAGGACACUGAAUCGACAGAAGGGCUCCCCAGACGAGUACCUUCUGCGCACCAAGCCACCCCAGUUUGGGAAAGGCUCUCCUGCUAGGAAGGGGAACUCUAAGAUGGCAAAAGAGUCCAAAGUACCAAAAAACCGGGCUGAAACAAAUCACCGCAAGACUCGGAGAGGCUCUUGCAAUGAAAACUGGCAGUCCUCUACUAGGGUCAGGAUGAAAUCCCCCAGCAUCAAGGGAGGAAAAGUUUUGAAUUGUGUGGUUAAUACCAGUGAGUCAAAUGACCUUUGCUCAUUACCUAAGAAUAAGCAAAAGACAAUCCUUCAAAUGUUUAAAAGCCCUGUUGCAGAGUAG